UGCUUCGAUCCGAGAUGUCUCUUCGUGUGUUAUUAGUUUUGAUUUUUGCAAAAAUAGCCACAUCCGCUCACUAUGGAAAAUAUACAGAAAAAAUCUAUCUGAGGCCGUUGCUUGACCGGCUAGGAUGCCGAACAAACUCGACAGUGCCACCCAGCCGAGAGGUUACCGUGGAGAAACUCGCAAAAUUGCGUCAUGAAAUGACCGAGAAUAAAAUCGACGCGUACAUAGUACCUUAUGCCGAUGAUCAUCAGAAUGAAUUUGUGGCUUUGGCUGACCGUCGGCUUCAGUACAUUAGCGGAUUCUCUGGAAGCGCCGGCAAAGCGAUCAUAACCGCCGACAAAGCUGCCCUUCAGACGGACGUGCGCUACUUCGAACAGGCUGACCAACAGUUGGACUGUCAAUGGACACUCAUUACCGAACAGGGUUGGAUGGCCAUUGCAAAGUGGCUAUUGGAAGAGCUGGGGGAAGGUACAACUGUUGGUGCGGAUCCAGCAAAGAUUCCGGCACUGUCUUGGAUUCAAAUGGGAAAAUUUUUUGCGCAAAAUAAGAUGACCCUGAAGGUCAUGACCUACAAUUUUGUUGACAAAAUUUGGACACAUCGGCCAUUUUACUCGAACUCUUUGGUCGGUUUCCAUCCAGUUCAAUACGCUGGAGAACGAUGGCAAAGUAAAGUGCGGCGUUUGCGAGAUUGGAUGAAAAACGAGUCGUUGGACUUGCACGUGGUGACAGCCUUGGAUGACAUCGCCUGGCUUCUGAAUUUAAGGGGUCGCGACCUGCCGACCACCCCCGUUUUCCACUCUUACGUCGUCAUCGACUUAUACUCAGCCUACAUGUAUUUGCCGAGGCCUAAAAUCACACCCAUUCUUAAGAGCUAUCUCUUCGAUCCACCGGAACAAGUCAAUAUCAAACCGUUCGAAGAAUUUUGGCCUGACCUGGCGAAUUUUGGCAAGAAUGCUGUGAAUGUAUCUCUUCCAGACGAUUCCAGUUUUCUCAUUGCUGCCUGGAUACCACCCAACAAACGGCGUUUCUCAUUAUCCCCGAUUGUGAACAUGAAAGCUUACAAGAAUUCUGUGGAAGCCGAGGGCAUGAAAAACGCACACAUAUAUGAUGGCGUGGCUCUGUGUCAGUGUUUAAGUUUGAUUGAACGAGGGGUUGCAGCAGGAGAAUAUUGGGAUGAACUGAAAGUGGCGGCCACUUUGGAGGUCCUACGGAACGAGCAGCCUCUAGCCCAAGGGAUCAGUUUUGAUAGUAUCGUUGCGUUCGGCGAACAUUCAUCCAUGGCCCACUUUAUGCCGUCCUUGAAAACGAACAAACAAAUUGAUAACUCUUCCCUCCUCAUGAUCGACUCUGGAGGCCAAUACUUAGACGGGACGACGGAUGUCACGAGAACGAUUCACUUGGGAACGCCGACGAGCGAGCAACGUGCCGUCUACACGGCCCUCCUGAAGGGCUGCAUCAACUUGGCCACCACAAAGUUCGCCCGCGGGAUGAGGAUCUGGGACCUGGAGAUCAUCGUCAAAGCACCCUUGCAUGAACUCGGACUGGAUUACAGCCACGGUACCACACACGGUAUCGGCAGCUUCUUGAACGUCCACGAAAGGUUCAACUGGACGUUCCACCCAAACUUUUUCGGAACUGUUGAACCUGGUUACUAUGAAAUCGGUCAGUGGGGCAUGAGACUUGAAAAUGUUGUGCAAGUGGUUCCUGCUGAAGUCACGUUCAAAGGCAAAAAUAAUGAAGUUCUUGCAUUUGAAACAGUGACCCUCGCCCCUUACGACAGGAAAUUGAUUGAUCUCAAAAUGCUGGAUGAUAAGCAUAUUCGAUGGUUGAAUGAAUAUCAUAAAAAAGUAAGAAAACUAGUUGGAGCAAAAUUGAUAGAAAGUGGAAGGAAAACUGCUUACAAAUGGCUAAUACAAGCAACUGAGCCCAUCUACACAGAUAUAUUGGCUUAACAAGUACCAUGAUAAAGUCAGAAAUACCGUGGGCAAAAUCAUCAGUAAAAUUGGACGCCGAGUUGAUUACGAGUGGUUAAUGGAAGCGACAAAACCAAUUCCAUACCGCACAAAAAUUGUAACUCUCAAUUUGCAUGAUUGAAGCAGGAAAUUUGGAAAGAACAUUGAAGAGAAGUGUUAGAAUCACACUAUAAUUACCGUUGAGUAACAGGCUAAUACUACAACCCUAUGAAAGUCAGUCCGAGGCCUUUUGGAAGAAGUACAAAAAUAUGGCUUCGUGAAUGAUACCAGUGAUGAAAAUUCACAAGGAAGAACCAAAAGAACACUUCUUUGUUUUGAGCAACCCCUCAGCCCUCCCCCGUUUCAGAUUUGAAAUUCUAAAAUUACAACUCUUUGUACGGAAAAGAUAUUACAAGAAAUAAAAGAAUGUUGAGAUGUG
Messenger RNA from Bemisia tabaci, 2391 nucleotides. RefSeq lists its product as uncharacterized. The record is from RefSeq and is a predicted model, not a curated record. NCBI's taxonomy places the organism in Eukaryota, Metazoa, Arthropoda, Insecta, Hemiptera, Aleyrodidae.